AUGAAGGUCGAAGUUGAUUCCUUUUCAGGUGCCAAGAUCUACCCAGGUAGAGGUACUUUGUUUGUUCGUGGUGACUCCAAGAUCUUUAGAUUCCAAAACUCCAAGAGCUCUUCUUUGUUCAAGCAAAGAAAGAACCCAAGAAGAAUUGCUUGGACCGUUCUUUACAGAAGACACCACAAGAAGGGUAUCACUGAAGAAGUCGCCAAAAAGAGAUCUAGAAAGAAUGUCAAGGUUCAAAGACCAAUCGUUGGUGCUUCUUUGGAAUUGAUCAAAGAGAGAAGAACCAUGAGACCAGAUAUCAGAAAGGCUCAAAGAGAGGAAAAGAAGAAAGCUGAUAAGGAAAAGAGAAAGACUGACAAGGCUACCAGAAAGGCUGAAAAAGCCAAAUCUGCUGCUGCCGGUGGUGCCAAGAUCUCCAAGCAACAAGCAAAGGGUGCUUUCCAAAAAGUUGCUGCUACCUCUCGUUAA
Zygotorulaspora mrakii is the source of this 468-nucleotide messenger RNA. It is a transcript of the gene RPL24B, whose product is annotated as 60S ribosomal protein eL24. Bases 1 to 468 code for a protein of 155 amino acids. NCBI's taxonomy places the organism in Eukaryota, Fungi, Ascomycota, Saccharomycetes, Saccharomycetales, Saccharomycetaceae. Gene Ontology annotation, biological process: cytoplasmic translation. The record is from RefSeq and is a predicted model, not a curated record. The transcript has a single exon. Gene Ontology annotation, cellular component: cytosolic large ribosomal subunit. Gene Ontology annotation, molecular function: mRNA binding; structural constituent of ribosome.